UCCCACUGUAGUUACAGACAGAUUUUGACAUGUUUAUCCCUCUCCAACUGCUUACAGCGUAGCUUGCCUCUGACGUCUCAUCUGCUGGCAGGUGUUCAGUUAUGUGCCUGGGAAUUUCAGAGCCUGCAGAUCACUCUACAGUGGAGGAGCAGGACGCAAACAUGAAGGAGAAGAGUGGAGGGUUUCUGGCGUGGAAGGUGCUCCUGUUUGGGAUGUGCGUGCUGCUGCUCCUGUGCUCAGCAGGGGUAGUAUUUCUGCUGCUUCGACAAAAGGAGCUGACAGAGGAGCUGGCCAGGUUGGACGUGCAGAUGCAGAUACUGUGGCAGAGCUGUGGGAUAAAGGCGGAGAGAAGGCCUGGAGAAGUUGGCAGGAUGGAGCUUCACCGUAACAAGAGAAACCUGGAAGAAGAGCCGACGCAAAGCCAAGAAGAGAAGGACAUGCUGAUGCUGAUGACCUACUCCAUGGUUCCUAUCAAAACCUUCAUGGAUCUGUGUAACAGCUCCAGAGGAAUUUGUUUAACAGGCCCACCUGGUCCACCCGGACCACCAGGUUUGCAUGGUAGACCUGGUUCACCUGGACCGCAGGGUGUGCCGGGGCCUGAGGGGAGACGAGGAAGAAGAGGACCUCCAGGUGAAAAAGGAGAACGAGGACCUAAAGGUGACCCUGGGCCCCUCCGGCUGAAAGGCGAGUCCUACAAUGACAUUUUCAUUGAGGGUCCCCCUGGCCCACCUGGCCCACCUGGACCACCUGGACCACCUAGCCCCCCUCCUCCUUGUUUUAAAAUGUGUGGAAGAGAGAUCCAUCAAACCAUCACAUCACUGGAGUCGAGUCCUUCUCUGAGUGCGGAGGCUGUCAAUGAAACUGAGGCAGAGGAAAACAACAGCUGGACAACAAUAAACACUGACAUACAAACAGCACUUCCACUUGAAGACAAAAUAAAUCUGUUAAAUGUGACAGAUUUUCAAACCCCAGUGGAAACCACCAGAGAAACUGUGUUGGUUUAUCCAGACUACAGCAACAACACCUUCAAUGACACUAGCACAGAAAACAUUACACAGACACCGGUUCCAUUAGUAACAGCACUACUUUCUCCUGAUGUAAGUGAAAAAAGCAACACCUUCAGUGGCCACAGGAAGAAUGAAGACACACCCAUGAGAAGUGAGUUAGUAUCACCUGGCCCAGACCCCAGACAUAACAUGAAGACUGAAACAAGUGCAGAAAAAGCCGAGGAAUCACUGACAGAGGCUUCAGUCAGCGUUUUACCCGUGUUACCAUCUCCACAUCCAGCGCAUGAGGUCGGAGAUGCACUGAAUGUCACCGACUCUGAGAAACUUCGAGAAUCUCUGAAGAAAUCAAAGUUAGUCUUGUUUCAUAAAGAUGAUGAUAAAGAUACCUUGAAUGACUCCAACACAGCGACAGAGACACCAGUAAAGUUAUUAUCAGCCACGCUUUCUGAGGACAAAAAUAAUGAUACUUUUAAAGAAAGAGGAACAACUAUUGCCACACCCAAGAACACUGCCUCUUCAUACUCAAACCAGAACGACAGAGAAGAUCAUUUUAACAACAACAACAACAAAUGGAUGAAAACUAGUGAUCAACCAACAGAAAGUUCAAUGGACGGCUUCAGAGAUGGCGUUAAUGUGACUGAGUCGAUGACACAUACCCUAAAGACUUCUGACAUUCUAUCCUUGCAUAACAAUGACAGCGAUGACGCCCUGAAUGACUCCAACACAGUGAAUGUAACAGAGGCAUCCACAAGGGUAUUGACAGGGUCCCUAUCUGCACAAGGAAGCAGUGAUAAAGACAAUAAAUCUGGAAUUGUUGUAGAAACAUCAACGACAAGUGGCUUUUCAUCUUCUCCCACGAAAAGCAGCAAGCUCAUUUUGACCAGCUACAAGAAACGGACAACAACUGAAUCACCAACAACACAGCCAGCCAAUGAACAAAGAGAUGUACUGAAUCACACAGACGCUGGUGAACUUCCAGAAACAAGUUUGCCAUCUGAGAUGGCUCUUCAAAAGCACAACCCUGACAUGUGGAAUCACUCCAACACGGAAAAUGUUACAGAGGCACCAGUUACAUUAUUAACAGCUCUACUGCAGCCCGACAUGACAGGAAAGACGGACACCUUGAACAACAAGAACAUCAAGGAUACACCCAUAAAAACUGAGUCUCACAAAGACAAAAGCCAAAACAAAAAGAAGGAAACCAAAAGAGAGAAAACAACAGAAGCAGCAACUCGACCCUCAACAGCCCCGCUUCUUGUAGCCCCGGCUCAAAGGAAUGAUGCUUUCAAUGACAAUGGGAACAUUACAAACAAAGGCAAAAAACACGAUUCCUUACAUCAAAUGCAGCUGAACAACAGAACAGUUGGUGAGAGAUGGACAAAAACUGUGUGCAGCCUUAAGACGAUCAAAUGUUCUGAGAGAGCCACCAAAAUGCAGAGCACGUUUGGAGCCUGGAUGUCCGAUGCAUCUCAGCUGAAUGGAGGUCGAUACUGGCUGGCUGAGCAUUUUUCAGGUCGACUUUUAACAGAGUACAGGGAUGCUCCCACUUCUCAGAGCACGAGCAACAGGACCAUAGACGUCGGGAAGUUCUACCAGGGCUGCGGUCAUGUUGUUUAUAAGGGGUCACUUUACUUUCACAACGCGGGAACAAACAGGCUGAUAAAGUUUGACCUGAACACCAGAAGAACAAACACUCUGAUCAUGGCAAACAGCAGAUACAACAACCUGGCCUACCUUUUCCGCAACUCAAAGACGUAUUUUAAGUUUGCCGUGGAUGAAAAUGGGCUGUGGGUCAUUUUUGCAUCAGAUACAUUUGAUGACAUAAUGGUGGCGAACAUUAACUCUGACAUGUUCUCUGUUGAGUCUAUCACUAACACUCAAUAUCCCUCAGCUAAAGCAGGAAAUGCUUUCAUCGUGUGUGGUGUGUUGUACUUCACAGAUCACAUGGACAGUAGAGUUACAUAUGCCUUUGACUUAGAGACAGGGAGGCCUCAGGAUGCCAGUUUUGAUUUAAGGCCCACUGAUGGCAUCUUGGCUAUGCUGUCUUAUUAUCCUAACAGAAAGCUUCUGUAUUUGUGGGAUGACAGCAGCAUUAAAACCUGCAAAGUCAGACUUAAAAUGCACUGAAAAUAAACACAAACUUUGUGAAAUGAGCAAUAAAAUAUUUUUAUAACCUUA
Molecule: messenger RNA, 3185 nt
Organism: Cheilinus undulatus (humphead wrasse)
Lineage: Eukaryota; Metazoa; Chordata; Actinopteri; Labriformes; Labridae
Exons: 28
Coding region: 102-3134 (1010 amino acids)
Biological process (GO): signal transduction
Cellular component (GO): cell surface
Source: RefSeq, a predicted model, not a curated record